AUGUAUACACGCUACGCCGAACCCCACAAGCGUGAGAACAAUGCUGGUCCAGGCGAUCAUCGUGCGACAGCCAAGAAAGUCGUCGAGGACCAGGAUAUCGUCGGCAAGUGGACCGACAAGGUGGUCCUCGUCACCGGCACUUCGAGCGGUAUCGGUAUCGAAACCGCUGCUGCCAUGAAACUGACCGGUGCGAAAGUCUACAUGACUGUCCGCAACGUCGAGAAAGGCAAGGCGGCACUCAAAGACAUCCUCGAGCCCGGCAAAGCUGAGCUUCUGGAGCUGGACCUGAACUCCCUCGCCAGUGUCCGAGCCUGCGCUGCUGCGUUCCAGGCCAAGGAGUCCAAGCUGAACAUUCUCAUCAACAAUGCCGGGGUCAUGGCCGUGCCCCACCACACCGUUACGCAAGAUGGCUUUGAGACCCAGUUUGGUGUCAAUCAUCUCGCACACUUCUUGCUUUUCCGGCUCCUGAAGCCGCAACUGCUCGCCGGUUCAUCGCCAGAGUUCAAUUCACGCGUCGUGAACCUGUCGUCUGUGGGUCACCGCAGCAGCCCGACCAUCCUGGACGACUUGAAUCUCGAGUCCAAAUACGAGCAGUGGAUGGCUUAUGGGCAUGCAAAGACCGCUGUGAUCUGGUCAGCGAACGAAAUCGAACGACGCUAUGGCAACAAAGAGGCCGUUGCGAGCGGCAAGGCGAUUCACGCCUUCAGUGUAAUGCCCGGCGGCAUCAAGACCGGCUUACAGACGUUUGUGCCAGAAUUUGAUGUCAUGUGGGAGAUUCCUGAGGUAGCAAAGGCUAUGAAGACACCUGCCCAAGGUGCUGCGACUAGCGUGUGGGCAGCGGUUGAAAAGGAGUUUGAGGGGACAGGUGCCAUGUACCUUGAGGACUGCAUGGUCGGAGAGCCAGCCAAGGAAGGUGCGCAGCUGGGCGACACUGGCUAUGCAUCCUGGGCAUUUGAUGCAGAGAGUGCUAAGAAAUUGUGGGAAGAAUCUUGCGAGCUUGUUGGCGUUAGAGACGCCUGA
Molecule: messenger RNA, 1020 nt
Organism: Cyphellophora attinorum
Lineage: Eukaryota; Fungi; Ascomycota; Eurotiomycetes; Chaetothyriales; Cyphellophoraceae
Product: Short-chain dehydrogenase TIC 32, chloroplastic
Exons: 1
Coding region: 1-1020 (339 amino acids)
Source: RefSeq, a predicted model, not a curated record